This is a messenger RNA of Entrophospora sp. SA101, 450 nucleotides long. NCBI's taxonomy places the organism in Eukaryota, Fungi, Glomeromycota, Glomeromycetes, Entrophosporales, Entrophosporaceae. The record is from the annotation of a GenBank genome assembly.
AUGAAAAAAAGGACCGGAAAAGGUAAAAAGGUUAACAAGAACAUAGAGUUUGAAAAGGUUACAGUGUUUGACAAGAUUAAAAAUAUUAAAGAUAACUCGAUCGCUUUUAGAGUUAGAAAAUUUAAAGAAAAUCUCGCAGCACAUCGUAAACAAUUAGUAAUUGAUGUUUUACACCCCAACAAACCUCGUUUAUCAAAUCGUGAAAUUCAAAAUCAAAUUUGUAAAAUGUUUGGAGUCAACAAAGAUGUUGUCUUUGUAUUUGCUAUGAGAACUACAUAUGAUGGUAAUCGUUCUAAUGGGUUUGCAUUAAUAUAUAACAAUGCUGAAUUUGCUAAACAAUACGAGCCUCGACACAGGCUUAGAAAACAUGGUAUUAAACCACCCAUACUACCUCCUAAAAAACACUGCAAGAAACCAAUCAAAUAUAGAAAAAAUGCAAAGUGCGCUUAA